This is a messenger RNA of Anoplopoma fimbria (sablefish), 1551 nucleotides long. Its product is annotated as Mediator of RNA polymerase II transcription subunit 30-like. Bases 215 to 772 code for a protein of 185 amino acids. The record is from RefSeq and is a predicted model, not a curated record. Gene Ontology annotation, cellular component: mediator complex. Gene Ontology annotation, biological process: positive regulation of DNA-templated transcription. Gene Ontology annotation, molecular function: transcription coregulator activity. The transcript has 5 exons. NCBI's taxonomy places the organism in Eukaryota, Metazoa, Chordata, Actinopteri, Perciformes, Anoplopomatidae.
UCUUAGCAAGAACGCGGUGUUCCUUCGGUAGCUAGCAUGCCUUUAACAAUAGACGGUUUAGACUAUGUGGAGUUGUUUUUAUUAAUAAUAGCUUACGUAUAGUAGAUAUACUAAGUUAGAGCGACGUUACAUCGUUGGGACUUUAUGCAAAUUGUUAUUUUGAAACUGGAUUAUUCCAACGAGCCAGCUUGUGUAAACAUUUAUUUGCGUGGUGAUGGCGGCCUCAUUGCCUCAGAAGGCGGGGAUGCCCGCUCAGCAGCCCCACCUGCCCCCCGGUGCUGCCUCGGCCGCAGGUCAGCAACAGAUGCCCCCCCAGGGAGCCCUGAGAGAGAUCUCCCCCGUGUUCCUCUGUCGGAUUGGACAGGAGACCGUCCAGGACAUUGUCACGCGCACCAUGGAGAUAUUUCAGAUCACAAGAGCCACGCAGCUUCCCAAUGGGGUGACCCAGAGCCAGGCGAUGUACCAGGACCGCUUUGGGAAGCUCCAGGAACACCUACGGCAGCUCGCCCUGCUGUUCAGAAAGCUCCGGCUCCUGUACGAACGCUGUGUGGAGAUGACCUCUGACCUGCAGGAGGAGCCAUCAGAGCUUCUGCCAUAUGUUGGAGAGGAGCUGGUUAAUGUCAAAGUGGAGCCCUGCAGUUCUGCUGUCAACCAGGAGAGAAAAGAGGUUCUCGAGAAGGUCCAUCAGAAGAACCAUGAGAUGAAGGUUCUGAUGGAUCAGAUGAGGAACCUGCUCUGGGACGUCAACGCCAUGCUGACGCACAGGAAAUGAUAGUCCCACUAGAUCCACUCUCUUUUUAAGAGAUCCAUCCUUCAACAGACGUAUGGACUGCAUGAAAGCAAAGAAUAUGGAAUAUGGGACCUUUCACUUAGGUGCACCUCCUUUGUGUUGGAAAACUGACAAAUCACUCACAGAUCUUCUACCGUUUAUUUUUUAUAUUGAAGUUGUUGAGGGGGAAACUAUUAUUUAGAGAAAACUUGAUGAAAGCUGAAAAAAGACAACCUGAUACACUGGAACGCAAGGAACGUUCUCUUUUUGUUCAAGGCAGCUGACAACCCAGUUUGUUUGACUAGUGUUCCACAACCGUUGUUGUGUCACUGUGUUUAUUCUUAUAAGUUAUGGAUUUUUGUUUUCAUACUGUUGAAAUAAUGAGUUGAAACUGCAUUGCCUCAGGUGAAAAACGAAAGAAAGAAAAGUGUUUUCUUGAAAUGCCGUAUUCAUGAUGUUUUCCCUCCCGGGUGCUGACUCGACACCAGACAGACUUGAAUUCACUGCAGGUAAUUUUUCCAGAAAGCACAGAAGCUGAGCUGACGACGACUGUGUUUACAAUAUGAACAAUUAACCUCAUGUUCUGUCAGUUGUAAAGAAUUCCAAUUACCCCAUUGGCAGCUAUGUUUCUCAGGUGCUUUGUACAUAAGUGUGUGUUUAUGUGCGCGUGUGUGUGCACGUGCUUAAUGAGUGCUAGACAGCACACCUGUUUACCCUGAGGCUGUUGAGACUUGCUUGCCUGUAAAUUUAUUUUUGUAAACUGGGGGACAAAAUGUAGUCCU